UUUGAGCAGGGAUAUAAUGUAAUUAUAGGUGAAUGUGAUGUAGGUGAUGCAGUUACUGACUCUGGAGAGUGUAGCUCCUUUGGUCUUUUACAACUUUGAAAAGUACAGUACAUAUGAAAUAUCUUUUAUAUUAAUAUAACAAAUUUAAUAAAAUCAACUUUCUGUUUCAGGUGCCAUCUAUUCCUAUAGCAUGCUGGCACUGACUUACAGAGAAGCCAGAGAGCAGGAGUUCUAAAGAAGUGGGGAUUGAAUGUAAAUCUAACCUGGAGUUCUGUGCCCAGAAGAAAGGUUGAGUCCGACAGAGCAUCUGUGUCUGACACAGCAAAGAAGAUCAGCAUUGUAAUAGCGGAAUAGGCAGAGGGAAGCACAAGACAAGGAGGAGCAAAGAAAGACAUGUGGUGCAAGACAUUGAAGUUUGAGUGAAAGAUUGGAGAACUUGUGAUAAGUUAAAUUAUACAGUAUGUCAGGUUUGACCCACCGAUGGAAAAUAAUUCUUCUAAAAUACUGAAUAAACUAAACAGUGGGGGCAAAAUCAGCAGUGUCUGAACACAUCCAUUGGAUACAGGCAGUCACUAUCCAGUGGGCACGAUGUUCAUGAACUUCCGUCGGAUUCACAAGUUCCAGUGUGUGCAGCUUCUGACCACAGGCCUGCUUCUUUUUGUGAUGAUUAGUUGUUGGGAGGAGCUGGACCACCACGUGGUUAGCCAUGUCAGAUCCUUCACCUAUCGUUACCUGGUGAACCGCUACGACUUUCUCAAUUCUUCCUUCACCAUCACCACCAGCCAUGGCCACAGACCUGAUGGUUCUAACAGUGUGGAUGAAGGAGUGGAGGAAUAUUUCUACCUCAUUAACCACCCCGGUAAAUGUCAAAGAGGUGGUGCAGGUGUCCUCCUGCUUCUCUUUGUGAAAUCAUCACCAGAGAACAUUGAGCAGCGUCAGGCCAUCAGGGCCACAUGGGGAAACGAGAGCAUCAUUUGGUCACAAUUGGGAGAAGUUGUAAAAGUGGUGUUUGUGCUUGGCAUGCACCCAGAUGUCAGGCACCAAACCAGGGUGCAAGCUGCACUACUAGUGGAGGACCACACAUAUGAGGACCUGAUACAGCAGAACUUUGCAGACACUUUCCAUAACCUCACUCUCAAACUGGUCAUGCAGUUCCAGUGGAGCCAGAAUUACUGUCCCCAUGCACGCUUCCUCAUGUCUGCAGAUGAUGACAUCUUCGUCCAUGUGCCUAAUCUGGUGAAGUACUUGCAACAGCUCACGAGUAGUCAGUUAGUAGCAAAGGACCUUUGGUUUGGUCAUGUACACAGAGGAUCCCCUCCAGUUCGUCAUAAACACAGCAAGUACCAUGUUCCUUAUGAGAUUUACCCAUGGCCAUCCUACCCCGACUACACCGCUGGAGCAGGUUAUGUGGUUUCAGCUGAUGUAGCAGCCAAGAUCUACCGCGCAACUCUCAUUCUGAACUCCUCCAUUUACAUUGAUGAUGUCUUCAUGGGGAUUUGUGCUAAGGCCAUGGGAGUUUCUCCACAGGAGCACAUGUACUUUUCAGGGGAGGGGAAGGCUCCAAAUCACCCAUGCAUAUAUGAUCGCAUGAUGACUUCGCAUGGCCAUGGCACAGAUAUGCACUCACUUUGGCAAGCAGCAACAAAUUCCACAGUGUACACCUCCAGAGGAUAUGUCGGCAAGCUGUACUGCACAGCAGUGAGGAUUAUGCUGCUGUGUUUUCUGUCAUUACAGAACUCAUACUCCUGCUUGGCUGCUUUUACAUAAAUGGAUGGCUGAGAAAUACUUCUCCUACCUUUCCAUGUGAGGUUUCACAUUUUGCUGGCUACACAGUACAGUACAGUACAGUACCUAUUAUCUUAUAAAGCAGAAUCAAGCUGCUCCGCUGACCAUCAUGAUAAUCAGGUUUCACAUAUCCUCAACCCGGACAAGUUUAUUUUUAAUUAGUAAAUUUGGAUUAUGUGUACACAUAGUGCUUCAUAUGCUGCUUCAUAGUGCUUCAUAUUGUUAUUUCUGCCCGCUAUGAAGAAAUGUAAAUGUGCAUGGUUAUCAUUAAAACACAGUUGACAUGCGUUUCUUGCUGUA
This is a messenger RNA of Betta splendens (Siamese fighting fish), 2085 nucleotides long. RefSeq names its product lactosylceramide 1,3-N-acetyl-beta-D-glucosaminyltransferase A-like. Lineage: Eukaryota; Metazoa; Chordata; Actinopteri; Anabantiformes; Osphronemidae. Gene Ontology annotation, biological process: brain development. Bases 589 to 1767 code for a protein of 392 amino acids. The transcript has a single exon. The record is from RefSeq and is a predicted model, not a curated record. Gene Ontology annotation, cellular component: membrane.